UUCGGUAGGUUCAAAGAUGGGUUUCCUUUACUACAUAUGGUCUAAGUUUACUCAAUGUAAAGCUUUGGAACAAUCUAGUGGAGAGCUAGAAACUUUGUUUUUCGAGUCCGUAUAUCGUAUAACGUAUUUCGCAGGUUGGGCAAUACUAGACGAUACGUUGUUUUACUAUAUUUACAAUAGUGUUAUGAAGUUAUCGAUUGGUUUUCUUAUAUUUUGUGAAGCUUGGCAGUUAGUCAGUCAAUUCACAGGAUUGGACGAUAUGAUUGAUAAUUUGAAUGUAACACUCAUGCAUUUUAUAGCGCUCUACAGAUACAAGAAUAUGAGGACUAACUUAGGGAUUUAUAAAAAUCUAGCAUCCGCUAUGGAGUCACCGUAUUUCGAUAUGUCGACUAAGAAACGGCUACAGUUGGUCAAUUUCUGGGCUGAAAGAAACGAAACGUUUGUUAAACUCCUAAUUACUUUAGGAUUUUGCACCUUAGGGAUGUGGAACAUUUAUCCCCUAGUGGAUGACAUUGAUUAUAACCUAAUGAUAUCAGCUCGUCUACCGUUUUAUUACAAUACUCCUAUCAGGUACCCGAUAGUCUAUUUCAUCGUGUUGAUAGUAUUUAAUUUCACAUCUCUGUUCGUUAUGGUGAACGACCUCAUAAUGCAAGCCCAUCUCAUGCAUCUGCUGUGCCAAUACACUAUAUUGGCUGAUUGUUUUGAAACAAUUAUCGAUGACUGUAUUGAUAGCGAAAACAAAAUUGAGCGUACGAAACUGCUAAUGACAGAGAAGUUUAGACAGAGAUAUUUGAAGCGGUUAAACGAUUUGGUGGAGCAACAUAAAUUAAUUUUAAACAAUACUAUGGAAUUAAAAAAAUCUUUAAGUAUCCCCAUGUUGGGACAGUUGGCAGCAAGCACUAUGCUCAUUUGCUUUGUUAGCUUUCAAGCCACGAGGACUGCUGGAAAAAGCAAUGUAAAGUUUUUCAUGAGUGUCUUAUAUUUGAUGUACAAUUUAUUUGAGCUGUUCAUAUUUUGCAAGUGGUGUGAUGAAAUAAAAUUUCAGAGUGAAAACAUAUCCAAAGCGAUUUACUGCUCGGGAUGGGAGUAUGGUUUGAUGGCGACGAAGGGUCUUCGUGCCAGACUGAUGUUCGCUGUGAUGCGAGCUCGCAAACCCCUCGUACUUAGUGCUGGCGGACUGUUUGAUCUGUCGCUAGUGUCUUAUACCACGUUAAUAAAGACGUCAUAUUCAGCUGUAACCGUUCUCAGGAGAUUUCAGUAAUCGAAUAUAAUAAAAAAAAAAUCAAUAAAUAAUAUUAUGUAAUCAAA
Molecule: messenger RNA, 1308 nt
Organism: Danaus plexippus (monarch butterfly)
Lineage: Eukaryota; Metazoa; Arthropoda; Insecta; Lepidoptera; Nymphalidae
Exons: 9
Coding region: 17-1261 (414 amino acids)
Biological process (GO): detection of chemical stimulus involved in sensory perception of smell; sensory perception of smell
Cellular component (GO): plasma membrane
Molecular function (GO): olfactory receptor activity; odorant binding
Source: RefSeq, a predicted model, not a curated record